This is a messenger RNA of Doryrhamphus excisus (bluestripe pipefish), 457 nucleotides long. The record is from RefSeq and is a predicted model, not a curated record. NCBI's taxonomy places the organism in Eukaryota, Metazoa, Chordata, Actinopteri, Syngnathiformes, Syngnathidae.
AUGAAUGCCUUCAGCCUCGCGAUUUUGCUUUCUACAGUGGCCUUGGCCUUCCAGUCUUCGCCUGGGGACCUGAAAGCAAUCAUCCCAUGCGCCACAGGGAGAUCAUACUACGCUUAUCGCUGGUACGGCUGCUGCUGUGGAUCGGGAGGCCGUGGGAAGCCGAAAGACGAGACCGACAAGUGCUGUCAGAAGCAUGACUGCUGCUACGAUGAGGCCGAAAAAAAGGGCUGCAAACCCAAAAAGGACUACUACAAGUGGAAGUGUGAAGACAAAAUGGCGUCUUGUGAUGGUUUGACAGACAAGUGUGAGAAGAUACUGUGCGAGUGUGACAGAGAAUUCGGCAAAUGCCUGAGAGAUGCUCCUUACAGGUGGUAUUACGCUGUGUGGCCAAAUUGGUUAUGCGGCUCUAGAAAGUCAUGUGAUGCAUAAUGAUCCAUAGUGAUCCAUGGUGAUUGCC